Messenger RNA from Knipowitschia caucasica, 1329 nucleotides. NCBI's taxonomy places the organism in Eukaryota, Metazoa, Chordata, Actinopteri, Gobiiformes, Gobiidae. The record is from the annotation of a GenBank genome assembly.
AUGGUGCUGAACCCGCUGCACGCUCUGCUCCCUGUCCUUACAUCUCCAAUGCACAGACCAAUACUGGACUUGUUUGGGUUCUUGAAGCAAGAGUUAAAGACAUGUGAAGUGCCGUCACAAUGUAAGGAUACAAUGCUGAUUAAAAGUUCAGGAAAGACAGAAGCCAUGAAUAGAGUUCUAACGACUGAGCUGCACUUGACGCUUGCGCAGAGGCCCACACACUUUGGCUCCUGUAAACUGAGCGGGGGUGAGGGGGGAGGGGGUAGGGUGCCGAGGCGCUGUCCCGCCACGGCAGCAGCUCAUUGUCGGAGGAUCCCGGAGGAUCCCCGGAGGACCCGGAGGACCAUGAUGACCAUGAACGGAAAACAGCACUUCAGCAUGCACCCGGCCCUGCACGAGCCCAAGUACCCCGGGCUGCACGCGGGCGCGGAGGGCAUGCGCAGAGUGUGUGUGUCCGGGCCACAGCUGCAGGGGAAUAUAUUCGGAGGCUUUGAUGAGAGCCUGCUGGCGCGGGCAGAGGCUUUGGCGGCGGCUGACAGCAUCGUCUCUCACGGCAAGAGCCACGCGUUCAAAGCAGACGUGACUUACCAUACCAUGAGCAGUGUCCCCUGCACCUCAGCCCCCUCCUCCAGCACCGUGCCCAUCUCCCACCACCACCACUCUCACGUGGGUCAGGGCCUGGAGGCCGGGGACCUGCUGGAGCACCUCUCCAACAGCCUGAUGGGAGCACCGGAGCCCCCCCAACACCACCACCACCACCACCUGCAAACCAUGGGCCAGCUGCACCAGGCCAUGGCGUCCAUGGCGCACCCGCACUCUCUCUCUGUGCACGCAGGCAUGGUCAGCGACGUGGAGUCGGAUCCCAGGGAGCUGGAGGCGUUUGCGGAGCGCUUCAAACAGCGCAGGAUCAAACUUGGAGUGACACAGGCGGAUGUGGGCUCAGCUCUGGCCAACCUGAAGAUCCCGGGAGUGGGCUCUCUCAGCCAGAGCACCAUCUGCCGCUUCGAGUCCCUGACUCUGUCCCACAACAACAUGAUCGCGCUGAAGCCCGUGCUGCAGGCCUGGCUGGAGGAGGCGGAGGCAGCUUACCGGGAGAAGAGCAGCAAACCGGACCUUUUCAACGGUAACGAGCGCAAACGGAAACGCACUUCCAUCGCGGCGCCAGAGAAGCGCUCUCUGGAGGCGUACUUCGCAAUCCAGCCGCGGCCCUCCUCCGAGAAAAUCGCAGCCAUCGCAGAGAAACUGGACCUGAAAAAGAACGUGGUUCGAGUGUGGUUUUGUAAUCAGCGGCAGAAGCAGAAAAGGAUGAAAUACUCCGCUGCGCACUGA